Ceutorhynchus assimilis (cabbage seed weevil) is the source of this 1647-nucleotide messenger RNA. NCBI's taxonomy places the organism in Eukaryota, Metazoa, Arthropoda, Insecta, Coleoptera, Curculionidae. The record is from the annotation of a GenBank genome assembly.
GGCUUGAGCACUGCUUAUCUCAUACUUUUUUGUACACCAGCACCAGUAAAUAAACCAGCCAAAAUCUGGUGGCAAUAUUUAUUUAAAAAAAAAUAAGCCAGUGACAUCUUUCAUACAGUGAUGUUUGCAUAAGAAAAACAUUUCGAUUUGCCAUAGCCCAAUAUAUCCAGUCUCAAAGAACAAAAAUCAAAUUUCAGAUUCUAAAUUACAGCAAUACCAAUAUCCAAAAAUGAGCGAAUGCGAAGUGAUUCCUGUGUCAGAAUCUGCCUGCGCCCAGAAAAUUAACCUGGACGAACCCAGGUACGACCAGGAAUAUUACUCUGGAAGGGCCAAGCAUUUUUUCCUUACAACGAACCCUUUAAAUUUGUUUGUGGCCAACAAGGAACUGGACGAGGCCAAAUGUCUAAUCCAAAGAUACAAGUGCGGAAAAAUGUUGCCUCGCGGAACUACCGACGACGAUUUGUGGCGCGCAAAAAGCCUAUACGACUCAGCAUUUCAUCCAGAUACUGGAGAAAAAAUGACGCUGAUUGGCCGUAUGUCAGCGCAAGUACCCAUGAACAUGCUAAUUACUGGAGGAAUGAUAACUUUUUACAAAUCGGCACCUGCAGUCGUUUUUUGGCAAUGGCUCAAUCAAAGUUUUAACGCUUUGGUGAAUUACACCAACAGAAGCGGGGAUAUAGUACAAACAGACAAGCAAAUAAUAACUUCUUAUGUUUUUGCUACUACCGGUGCAGUUGGUACGGCUCUUGGACUUAAUGCUUUAGUUAGAAAGAUGCCGCCAUUGGUCGGACGUAUGGUACCAUUUGCAGCAGUCGCUGCAGCUAAUUGCAUCAAUAUUCCUAUGAUGAGAGCACAGGAAUUGAAACAUGGUACUCCAAUUUACGAUAUCAAUGGUAAUAAGUUGGGUUACUCAACAGUGGCCGCCCAGCAAGGCAUUGGACAAGUUAUUCUGAGCAGAAUUGCAAUGGCUCUACCUGGAAUGGUUAUUACUCCAGUCGUAAUGGACUAUUUAGAAAAACGUGGUACCCUUUGCAGAUAUCCAUGGUUAGCGUUACCUACAUCCCUUGGAGUGUUGGGUCUUUGUCUAACGUUUGCUACGCCAUUAGCUUGCGCUUUCUUUAAGCAGAAAGCUAGUUUGCCGUUCUCAAAGUUGGAGAAGGAACUUCAGGAGGAAGUGAAGAAAAAACAUGACAUAACUCAAAUAGAAAGAGUAUACUACAAUAAAGGGUUGUAAUCUCUUCCCUUUCAAGCCCUUACUGAUGGAUAUAGGUUAAAAAAAAUUCUGCCAGUUUCUCAGGGUUGAUAAAUAAAGCUAAUAACAGUUGUGUGGUAUAAAUAUAAUUUUUAAUUUAACUUAAGCCCCAGUUAGUUUGAAAAAAAAUAGGUAUGUAGCAAAUGGACAAUUUCGCAUUCCAUGACAGAAACUAAUAUACCACAAACCUUAAAUUAAUUGAAUCUGGGGGUUAACAUAUCAGUUGACAUUCCAAUCCAAAUGUAGUUAGUUUGUAGUGGUUUAUUAUUUUGCACAAACAUUUAUUUAUUUUUUUAUGAAUUUAAUAUUUAAGCUAAUGUAUCCUAAACAUAGCAAAAUGACAAUAAAAAUAUCUGUUAAUUGUUUAUCUGUUAAAUAAAAAAAAUCUUACUCAA